Molecule: messenger RNA, 1121 nt
Organism: Triticum dicoccoides
Lineage: Eukaryota; Viridiplantae; Streptophyta; Magnoliopsida; Poales; Poaceae
Exons: 2
Coding region: 87-875 (262 amino acids)
Source: RefSeq, a predicted model, not a curated record
AGCGUCCUUAUACAAAACUGCCGACGAGUUACUAGUUGUUCUAUCUGAUCUCGCGGUAUCAGAUCUCCCAGAGAAGGUGCAGAAUCAUGACUCUUCUCGCCACGGUUGGUCAGCCUCAUCCUCCGUCGAAGGUGAUCUCCCGCCGCGAGCACUCCAACCGGGGGCACAAGCUGACCCGGGAGCCGACGGGCCAGGCCAAGUUCAAGUGCAACGGCUGCCUCGAGGAGAUCACGGGGUGCGACAGGGACACGUGCAAGCCUUGUGACUUCGACCUCCACCAGGCCUGCAACUACAAAGAAGGGACCACGCUGGAGCACCAGCUGCUGCCCAAGAGCAAGUUCGUGCUCCGCCUCGAGGCCCCCCCUUCCAAGCAGCGAUGCAGCGCCUGCGGCACCCGCACGCAGGGCACCCACUACCACUGUGCACGGACGGGCCAUUACCUCCACCCGUGCUGCGCGAUGCUGCCUAUGGAGAUCAAGCUGAGUGAUGAGCUCAGCUUCGAGCUCCGCGAGAAGGGGUCUCGCCGCUGCGCCAAGUGCAGGGAAGGAGGCGGCGUCAGGGACUACUGGUUCUACUGCUCCAAGUCCAACUCCAAGAAAGUGCACCUGCAUGUCGCCUGCGCGAGAGAGGAUUUUCUUCUGCCGAGCUCAAGCAGUACCGAGUCUCACUCUGACGUCGGCGGUAAUGGCAGGGCGAGCAAGGAGACUGCGUUGCGGAAGUACGGGUCGGGGAAGUCCGGGAUGAACCUGGGCACCAUAGGCGACAUCGUUAAGGCCCUGGCGGGCAUCGUCCUCGCGGUGCUCACUGGAAACCCGCUGCCGUUGAUUUCUGCAGGGGUCGAUCUGCUCUCCAGCGUCGCCAAGUUGAAAAAGUAGCUAGCAGCUCCAUCCUUGCUCAUCCUACGCACGUACGUACAACUUGUUGGUGACGGGCUGCAUGGUGAUAUAUGUACGCACGUAACAUCCUACUAUUUGUAGGAUAUAGUCCCCGCCUGCAUUGUGUAUUUGUGAUCGCUACAGUCCAUUUCUCAUUUCUUCUUCCAUGUCGAAUAAUGUCAACACGUUAUUAUAUGUAAGUGUGUAGAUGUGUGAUAUGUAAUCUUGCAGAAUAUAUCUUGUGAA